Salvelinus sp. IW2-2015 is the source of this 789-nucleotide messenger RNA. The record is from RefSeq and is a predicted model, not a curated record. NCBI's taxonomy places the organism in Eukaryota, Metazoa, Chordata, Actinopteri, Salmoniformes, Salmonidae.
GAAGAGCCUCGGCACAUCAUUCAAUAGGCGUGCUCCYCCCGCAUCAUUUUAUGGUCCCCUUCAGUCUCUUCCCUCUCCGUAAUCUUCUAUUAUUUCUCUCUACUCCUCACUCCACUCUCUGGCUGCGGGAGGGCAGCUCGCGGUUGCAGUAGGUCACCGAGGCGGUWUAACAGACUUUGCUUACAGCGGGAGUCGACUCGAGCUCAAUCGCGCAGCAGAGCCGUUACUGCCGGUUCAAUCGGCAGGAGAGAAAUCGCUGCGCUCAGGACAUCACACAGCAGCAAAACCAGAAUAGACCGACUCCGACAAAAACCCUGUCGCGCAGCGUCCGCGUUGUCACAUCGGAGAGAAUGGACACACUGAAUUAAAACAUUUAACAUGAUUUAUUAAAACAUUGAUUGGACCAGUAAUUUGGGUUAUUUAAAGAUUUUUGCUACUUGGYUCUCCGGGAGACGUAGCGCACAGAAACGCACACAGAGACGUAGCUGAAAGCCCCAACUCCUAGUGGGCACUGAGGGAGGAGUGUGAAGAUGCCGGGGGAUCUGAACUCGAUGUGUUCUCGUGUGUGGAGUGUGUGUCUGCUCCUAGUGUGGAUAUGUCUUGGCACGAGGGUCGUCGGUGUGGUCGGGUCGCACCAAGGGAGCAUCCCUCUCUCCGUGGUGAAGUUGUGGGCCUCAGCGUUCGGAGGAGAGAUCAAGUCCAUCUCAGCCAAGUACUCUGGUUCCCAGCUACUGCAGAAGGUAGGCUCUGCUCUGGAGAAUCUAUCACAUCACAAACCUGUAAUGUAGU